AUGGAUGGAGUUCCGGAUCUAAGCGCCCUGUUAAAAGGGAAGUUGCAACUGCUCUCGAAGAAAUCGACUACAGUCGAUCCUCAGGGACCAUCUAACUCCGGAGUCAACGUCACUUCUGAAGGUGGUGGAACCUCCCGAGAAGGGGCCUCUAAAGAAGGAGUCUCCAGAGAGGAGGGCCCUAUUGCAAUCGAUCAAGGGGGCAGAGCAGAGACUUCUGCUUCAGGUCCCAAGAAGAAGAAAAAGAGCAAAAAGACUAAGGUGGGAGCGACCGACGAGGCUCCUCCCAAAGAGUCUGCUUCCCUCGAUGCGACUUCCGAGGGUUCGAAGGCCAAAAAGAAGAAGGAUGGGAGGAAAAGGUCUCGUGGCGGGGCAGCUUCCUCUGUCGAUAGAGGUGAGGGCCUAGCAGAAGGGAAAGAGGCUGUUUUAGUCGGGGCGGCGCCAGAUGGUCACCCGAAGAAGAGAAAUAAGAGGUCUGUUGAGGCAGAGCCCCGUCCUUCUACCUCCGACGCGAAUGCUGCUGAUGCGACCUUAGUCGACGCUGUUGGGGAGGCCAGCGGCACUCCUGAAAACCUGUCGGAGGAAAGGACGAAAACCAGCUCGCGAGAAGGAGGUUCUGGUGGUGAGCCCGAGAGGUCUGCUCCAGACUCUUCUGCGAGAAAAAGAUCUGGGUCUGAAGGUUCCGCAGCGAAGAGAAGGAGGAUCGAAUUCCCUGAUCGCGUCGAGUUUUCCUACGACGAGACAACUCCCCUAAUCUUUAAUCCCCUUAGGUGCGCGGAGCUGACGCGUCAAAUUCAUGGUGGGACGAAGGAGAUGCCGCAAUUGGAAGACCUUUACUUCAAGAAUGAAUACAUUGACGAUGUUUCCUCGAGAGCGCGGAGUGACGGGAGCAUGAACUUCCUUGUUGAGAAGUACGACAGUGCUCUGAAGCAGACGAUGAUCCAGUUGGGAUCUUUAGAGAAGCUUGCUCAGGCAAGGUUGAAGGCCAUCGAGAGAGUAAGAGCGGAACAUAAGAAGGCUAACGAGAAGGCUGCGAAGGAGAAAGAAAUUCUUCGAGUGAAGUUCAAAGAGCUGGAGGGUAAGCUCAAAUCCGCCAGCGCGGCGAAGAAAGAGCUUGCCCGAGAGAACACUCGUUUGGAGCAAGCGGCUGCGACCCUUGAGAAUGAGAAGACUGAGCUACUCGAAGAAAGGGACGCUGCAGUUGAGAAAUUGAUCGGAGAGAAGCAAAGCUUGAGAGACUCCCGGGGGUUGGAGAUUACUCGUGAGAGGGAAAGGGUCGAAGCUGCUAUGGUCGAGAAGAACCUGCACGGUCAAGCUUCGGGGACGAAGAAGUGCCUCGAGAUGAUAAAGGUAAGUGGGACGGAGAUCCCACAAGAAAUGAUCGACGUCUUUGCCGAGCAGGAGAAACUCUAUGAGGCGGAGGCUACGAAAUUUUGUGUAGGUCCGCUGUCUGAUAGCGACCUCACUCUUUCUCUGUUGGUUCUUCCUUCUCGUUUCGUCGAGGACAGGUUUAGAGCGUCGUUUGAUCCUUAUGGAUAG
Brassica napus (rape) is the source of this 1536-nucleotide messenger RNA. RefSeq names its product protein IWS1 homolog. The transcript has 3 exons. Lineage: Eukaryota; Viridiplantae; Streptophyta; Magnoliopsida; Brassicales; Brassicaceae. The record is from RefSeq and is a predicted model, not a curated record. The coding region runs from base 1 to 1536 and encodes 511 amino acids.